UAUUUUGGUUUGAUAUUUAUUUUUAUUAAAGUAUUUACAACUAUGUUUAUAUGGUUUUUGUGUAAAUUAUGAUUCAUGAUAUAGCAUCUUAAAUCUACGAGUUAAUAUUGAUAGAAGGGAGGCGAAAACAAUGGAAAACCAACGCCUCACAGCUGCAAGCAUACCUUUUUAUAUACAUUUUAAAAACUAUGUAUUUAUAUUAAAUUUAAUGACAAAAAAUGAAUCCAAUCUAUCGGGUCGCACAUAAUAUAUCAAAGAAAGAAAGCACGUGGCUGUAGUUAAAAUACUUGCAUGCAAGUCAGUUUAGUUCGCUCUCCAUCCAACCCACCGGUAACCAAGAGCAACGAGAGUAGCAAACGAUAGCUUUGUUAAGUUUUCUGCGGAAUAACUUUUCCAAGUUUAAAUUUUCUUAAAAAGAAUUAAAUUCUACAAAUGAUGAUGAAAGAAUCAGCCAGACGUGGUAACGGUGCCAGUGGUGCCGGCACGGAUGGUACCGGUGAAAACAGUGAAAGUUUCUUCCAUUUGGCCGUUUCCGGCCAGCUGGAGUCGGCCUACUUCCCGAUGGGACCCGACAGCGGCAGUCUGUUCUGUCGGUAUGAUAUCGUUGCCGGGCCGGACUGGGAGCUUGUGUCCGGCAUGCGUUCGGGCAUAACCCAGAGUGCGAAACCGGAUGGCGACUAUCGGUCGGUGGUGUUCAAUAUGCCGCUGGAGUUUACAAUGAAGUCAACCAACCCGCACGGCUGGCCGCAGAUCGUGUUCAGCAUGUACGGGAAUAAUCUGUGGAAUGUGGAAACCAAUCGGGGCUACGCCAGGAUCCACUGCCCACUGAUGGGAACGAGGCGAACCGUACGGGCGCCACUUUUUGUGCCGAAGUAUAGCAACAUAUGGUCGGCGGCCAUGAGCUGGCUCACCGGAGUCAAUCCGGAAAUGCGAGACUCGAAGAUUUUGGCAGAUGGUUCGAAGCAUAAGGGACUGGCCACGGAGAGCUACGGGGAGCUGGUGGUUAGUUUGCAAGCGAUUUCGAGAGGAUGUAACAAAAUGGCUCUUGAUUGGGGUCAAUCAUAUGACUGAAUUUGAAUAAGAAGAUUUUUUGCUUUUAAAUCAUAGAUUGUAACUCUAAUGUAAGUAAAAUUGUUCGAACAGCAGACAAACAGUCGUAACACAUAGGGGGAAAGACGGCUUUGGCAGGUUUUGUUCUAUUAUUGGCAGGGGUUUUUUGUCGAGCGAAUUUUAUGAAAUUUGGCCACAAUAUUCUUUGA
Armigeres subalbatus is the source of this 1259-nucleotide messenger RNA. It is a transcript of the gene B9d1, whose product is annotated as B9 domain-containing protein 1. The record is from RefSeq and is a predicted model, not a curated record. NCBI's taxonomy places the organism in Eukaryota, Metazoa, Arthropoda, Insecta, Diptera, Culicidae. Gene Ontology annotation, cellular component: MKS complex. Bases 433 to 1071 code for a protein of 212 amino acids. Gene Ontology annotation, biological process: cilium assembly. The transcript has a single exon.